UGGCAUAAUGAAGACCAUAUCCAGAGGGCUGCGUGGAGAAAGAGAAAACCUUUGGAGAGAGAAGUGGAGGAUAACACAAAAGAUGGAACCCCAGGGAGCUGGUUCAAGAUCACAAUUCCAUAUGGGAGAAAGUAUGACAAGACAUGGCUAAUGAAUUCAAUCCAGAGCCAUUGCAGUGUCCCCUUCACUCCAGUGGAUUUCCACUACGUGAAAGACUGGGCUCGGUUCUUUGUGCAGGAUGCUGGCCCUGCCUCUGCCUUGAGGGAUGUGAGCUACAAGAUUUGUGGCAAGGAGAACCAAAAGAUAUCUAUCAUUGUUGAUCCUUCUGCUGAACCCUACUCUGUGCAGAAUAAGUUGGAACCAGAAGAAAUGGAGCAGCUAAAGCUGGCCAUGAGCAAACGAUAUGAUGUCUCCCAGCAAGCUCUUGACCUCCAAACGCUCCGCUUUGACCCAGACUUGGUGGACCAUGAUAUUGAUAUAAUCCUGAAUCGAAGAAGCUGCAUGGCUGCCACCCUGCAGAUCAUCGAAACGAAUUUCCCCAAGCUGUUGUCCUUGAACUUGUGCAACAACAAACUGUACCAGCUGGAUGGCCUGUCUGACAUUAUACAGAAGGCCCCGACAAUCAAGAUCCUGAACCUCUCCAAAAAUGAG
Messenger RNA from Equus quagga, 651 nucleotides. RefSeq names its product nuclear RNA export factor 2-like. The record is from RefSeq and is a predicted model, not a curated record. The annotation marks the transcript as partial. The transcript is spliced from 7 exons. NCBI's taxonomy places the organism in Eukaryota, Metazoa, Chordata, Mammalia, Perissodactyla, Equidae. Gene Ontology annotation, cellular component: cytoplasm; nucleus. Gene Ontology annotation, biological process: poly(A)+ mRNA export from nucleus. Gene Ontology annotation, molecular function: RNA binding.